AUGGCAGAAGCAGAUACUUUUAUAGGCUCAAAAGUGUCAGUACUCUUGCAGUCUGGCAUAAAAUUGGAAGGAACCAUCUCUUGCGUUGAGCCAUCUACACAGCUAAUGACAUUGAAAAAUGUAUCACUGCUCUUACCUGGCCAGAAACCUCUUCAGGCGCCCGUUUACGGUGUUUAUGGCAAAGAUAUCAAAGAUCUGCAAGUAUUAAGUGCUCCUCUCCAAUCACAGCAACAGAAACAACAACAACAGAGACAAAGAGAACCUAUCUUGGACAACCAUUUAUUAGAAGAUAUACCCCCACCAAAGCCUAGAGAUGAAUCUUCAGCAAAGACAUUAGAGACACCUAUGCGUUCUGCAUCUGCGUCAAAACCAAUACGCGACAAUAACUAUAAAAAAUCUAAACAGCAGACAGCACAAUAUCAUUCACAACCACUGUAUUCACGGAAGAAGACUUUUAAGGACAGUAACGGCAAUACGAACAAUGACUGGGCAAAAGAGAAUGUAGAAAUCUUUAAAGAAGAAGAAUUUGAUUUUCAAAAAAACCUGAAUCUGUUUGAUAAAGAAAAAGUGUUUGCAGAAAUUAGAGAAGCAGAUAAUACUGCUCAAGAAGAUUUGCUUGUGACAAUCAAUAGAUUACCACAAAAGAAUCAACAAUAUCUACUACAGCAAAAAAGACAAAUCAAUUUGCUACCGACAGAAAACGUGUUAGAACACGAUAAUCUUAAAGAUGAUGAUGAUGACGAUGAUUACUUUGAGGAGGAUGAAAGUGAUAAUGGCGAUUCAGAGACGCAGGAUGAGUUUAUGAGAACUACCGCUACUGCUACUACGACAACAAAGAAACGAAUGGCUUCGUCAAAUUCUAAGAAUUUAACAGCUAGAAUAGCAAAGAUUACAUUAGCAUCAAAAAGCAAUAGUAGCGGCAGUAACAGUAAUAAAAACCAGCAGCAGCUAUCAAGUACGACUAUAAAGACAACAAAAAUUGUUACAAAGAAUACGGGUAUUGCUUGCUCAACAGUCUCUCCUCUGCAAAUGGCUCGUGUAGAGCAUGAAUGUUCUCAGAUAUCUGAUUCUUUUGAUCAUCUUGUUGUUGAAAAUGGAGGUCGCGGAGCAGCUUCAUUGAUCCUGCAGCUUUUAAGUCGAACCGAUAUUGUUUCGCCUUCUGUCAAUAUUUUGGUAGGAAACACGAAGAAAGGUGCACUCGGUUUGGCAGCAGCCCGCCAUUUAUUCAACCACGGUUGUUCAGUCACUGUAUGUAUCAUCACAGCAAGCAGUGGUAAUCGAUAUCAACAGCACAAUUCGUUAUCAGACUUAGUUCGACCUUAUUAUAAUGCAUUAUCAUCUAUGAAGCAAAAGAUCGCUGAUAGCAACAGCAGUAACAGUGGUAGAGGAGAAGGCGAACUGAAAAUUACGUUCGAUUUUGAUACUGAUUUUUUAACAGCCCCUGAUUUAAUCGUGGAUGCUAUGCUGGGAGUAGAUGACAAUAUAGUGGAUAUGCAAGGUUCAUUUUAUUACGACGAAGUUUGUAAUGUUAUUGAAUGGGCGAACCGUCAACUCAAGCCUAUACUUUCUAUCGAAUUUCCAAGUGGUAUCGAUGCUGGUACAGGCAUCCCUUUGCAUCCAGAACAUAUGAUUCAUCCUAAAUGGACGCUUUGCCUUGGGGCUCCAUUGUCGGGCUGCAAAUCUUUAAACGUAACAGGAGAACUCUACUUGAUGGAUGUUGGCAUACCUAAGAUAUGCUGGCGAAAAGUGGGCAUGAAAGGCAACACAAUUCCUUGGUGUGCUGACUUUUUGGUUGCUUUGGAAUAUAAUACAACUGAACAGCCUACAUCGGCUCUUUUGUAG
This is a messenger RNA of Mycotypha africana, 1842 nucleotides long. RefSeq names its product YjeF N-terminal domain-containing protein. Gene Ontology annotation, molecular function: mRNA binding. Gene Ontology annotation, biological process: deadenylation-independent decapping of nuclear-transcribed mRNA; P-body assembly. NCBI's taxonomy places the organism in Eukaryota, Fungi, Mucoromycota, Mucoromycetes, Mucorales, Mycotyphaceae. The transcript is spliced from 3 exons. Gene Ontology annotation, cellular component: P-body. The record is from RefSeq and is a predicted model, not a curated record. The coding region runs from base 1 to 1842 and encodes 613 amino acids.